GUGCUCGUUUACUCCUUUGAAAGGACCGAAGAAUAAAACGUUAUCGCCUACAUUUUUAGUUUUUAGCGUCUUUAGCGUUUCUUCUGCAUCUUCGUCGACAGCAUUUUCCAGUGAACAGAUGGAGAAGCAGCCCCUGCCAACUGACGAUGACAAGACAGGAACCACAGAGUCGACGCUCGACGGCUUCGCUGGUGAAGAGAGCCAGCAGGGCUCCUCUGAGCCUGCUGCUCGAGCAGGAUGGAACAGUAAAAUAGAAUAUUUUCUGGCCCAGGUGGGAUUCAGCGUCGGACUUGGCAACGUCUGGAGGUUUCCGUAUUUGUGCCAUCAAAAUGGAGGAGGGGCUUUUCUCCUUCUCUAUGUGCUGCUGAUGCUGGUUGUGGGCAUCCCCUUGUUCUUCCUGGAGCUGGCGGCUGGUCAGGCCAUCCGACAGGGCAGCAUCGGAGUGUGGAGGUACAUCUCCCCCAGGCUGGCAGGGAUCGGCUACUCCAGCUGUGUGGUAUGUUUCUUCGUAGCUCUCUACUACAAUGUGAUCCUCGCAUGGAGUCUUUUCUACCUUGGGAACUCGUUCCAGUACCCUCUGCCUUGGGAACAGUGUCCAGAACAGGGGAAUGUAACAGUAAAUGAAUGUGAAAAGAGCUCCCCUACGUCGUAUUUCUGGUAUCGUAAAGCUUUGGAUAUCACAGACUCGAUUGAUGAGAUGGGCUCUUUCAACACUUACAUCGUCUGCUGUCUGCUGGCGGCCUGGACCAUCGUAUGCCUGGGAAUGUUUAAGGGUAUCAAGUCCUCUGUCAAGGUGAUGUAUUUCUCCUCCAUCUUUCCUUACGUGGUGCUGUUCUGCUUCCUGGUCCGAGGGCUCCUGCUGGAUGGGGCCUUGGAGGGAAUCACCUACAUGUUCUACCCAAAGCUGGAAAUUUGGGGAGACAUUCAGGUGUGGCGGCAGGCAGCCACGCAGGUUUUCUUCGCCUUGGGCCUUGGCUUCGGAUCCAUUAUCGCCUACUCCUCCUACAACCCCAAGAACAACAACUGCCACCGUGACGCCUUCACUGUCUCCACUAUAAACUUCCUCACAUCUGUGCUGGCGACGCUGGUGGUGUUUGCUGUGCUCGGCUUCCGCGCCAAAGAAAAGGUCAUGGAAUGUGUUGUCAGUAAUAUGAAGGAGUUAUCGGCACAGUUUCGGAGUAGUAAUGUGGACGUAAAGCUGAUGCCAAGCUUCGACUAUUCUGACCCCGGUUCUGUGGCACUAGAAGACUACAGGGCCUGGUUCAAACAGUACGGAAAUAUGAUCCCAGGCAAUUUAACAGACUGCGACUUGGAAAAAGAGAUGCAGCAGGGUGUGGAGGGCACAGGCCUUGCUUUUAUUGCCUUCACAGAGGCCAUGUCGCUCCUGCCUGGCAGCCCCUUCUGGUCAGCGCUCUUCUUCCUCAUGCUGCUCAACUUAGGACUCAGCACCAUGUUUGGCACCAUGGAGGGCAUCCUCGCUCCGCUCACUGACCGCUUCAAAACUUUGGCCAAAAAUAAGACCAAACUGACAAUUUUUAGCUGCAUCAUCGGCUUUCUGAUUGGCCUGCUCUUCACCCAGCGUUGUGGGAACUACUUUGUGACAAUGUUCGACGAUUACUCUGCCACUCUGCCCCUCAUCAUUGUGGUGGUUUUUGAGACUUUCAGUGUGUCUUGGUUAUAUGGAGCUGAUAGGUUCCUUGAUGACAUUGAGGCGAUGCUGGGCUGGCGUCCCCAUGUGAUUUACAAGUACCUGUGGAAAUACAUCUGCCUGCUUGCUAUGCUGGGGCUGCUGGCCGCCACAUCCAUUCGGAUGAUCAUCAAACGCCCCACUUAUCUGGCUUGGAACCAAGAGAAGGCUUCUGAGGAGUACCUGGAGUACCCAAGCUGGGCUCUGGCUGUUAUGGCUUUAUUGAUCAUAUUCGCCAUGAUGCCCGUCCCAGUGGCUUUGGUCCACGCCGUUCUGCGGGACAGGACAAAGCAAGGAGCCAGAGAUACAGAGACUGGUCAGUACAGCAUUGUUAGCACCGAUGACAAGUGUGACACCCCCAUGACUGACAUGUCUGAACUGGACCGAACGAACGGGACCGCUGCCUCCUUUUCCUAAACACUGGACAUGAAGUUGCAGUUUGGGAAUUUACUUGCAAUAUGCGGUCAAAUGUUUAGUUGGCCAUUUUGAAGGCCGGUUGAAUUAUCUCACUGCCUUUAGUGAGGCUGUGACACAAAAAACAAUUGCAAGGUGGGGAAAAAAAAUCCUUAUUUAAAUAUUUAAAACCUACUACUCCAACAAGUACAACUUUUAAAAAGUGUGUAAUAUGGAAAAUAAGGAACAAUUAACUUAUUUUUGGGAACACAAGGUAGAAUUUCCACUGUUUGUCAGAGUUGUCCAGCAUAAGCCAUAUCAUAUUCCAGUUUUUAGUUUUGUGAGAAUAGUUCACUUGUCCAUUCAUCUGAAACAUCCUACAUUUUUCUCCUUUUAUAAAUGCACGCUCGUGAGAUGCACCUCAUCAUUUCAAGAAUCCAGACAUGCCCUUUUGACCAUGAACGGCUAUCAAAUCCAGGAAGGACAGGUUUACAUCUUACCACUGUUGUACGUCUCUUUGUUAUAUAUUUAAAGCUUAUUGGUCAUUUUUUAACCUUUUUUUAUAAUGAACUCUUUUGCAGCACAGAGAAUGUGACAGUCAUGAAAACAGUUUUAGGUUGGGCAUCAGAUUUUUUGAGUUGAGCUACAACAAAAAAGCAGAGCCUUAAUGAAAACAUGCAAAUAGCAGCCAUCAUCACCAUCACCUGUGUGUAAAGAAUAGGGCUUCAAACAAUGAUUUUUAAAUGUUUGUUAUUGAUCAAUCUCGCAAAUAUUCUUGAUUAAUCGUUUGGUUUAAAACAUGUCUGAAAAUAGUGAAAAAUAUCCAUCCCAGUUUCUCAGUGUCAGAGAAGAUGUCUUAAAAUGUCUUGUUUUGUCAGUCAAAAACCCGAAAAUACUCAAUUUAACAUGAAAUAAAACAGAAAAGCAGGAAAUCUUAAUAUUUAAGGUGCUGAAAACAGCAUUUUCUGCCAUUUCUGCAUGUAAAAUUAUUUUAAGGAUUAAUCGAUUUUUGAAGAAUAAUCACGACAAUCAGAGAGUGAAGGGAAAAUGCUUUUAAAAAAACAGAUUUUGUUCUGUUUUGUCGCAAUUUUAUGUUUUUUUUUCCAAAGCUUAACAACUACAUUUGUUAAAGUUUUUUCAGACUGUUACAUCAGGAAAGAAAAUUUAAUGCAGCUGUUAAGCAUUAAUAAUAUAAGAGCAUUAAUGUUUUUUUUUUUAACCACACAGACGCUAUAUAAUCUUGUUUACAGCUCAAAAACACCUGAGUCACGGUUUUGGUACAGUUAAAUAUGCUGUGCGUAUACUUUGUGUUUGCAGGUGUAGCUACACAGUUCAGUUCAUACAACACACUUACAUUCUCUUGAUAUUUAGCAGCUGCUUAACAGUAUCAAAGCAUUGUUUUAUGCUGAUUGUUAUUUUAUCACCACCGUUUGCUUUUUAUUGGUUAAGACAAAUUUCAAGUUCUCAACACACGUUUUUAUCAUCCUGUCGUGUUGUUGAAUGUGAUUUCAGACAUUAGCAACAAAACCAGCGUAAUGGUUAUAUCAGGUUAUAUCAUCAAUCAUUCGUCCCCGUUUGUCCACAUGGUGCAAAUACUAUGGUAGUUUUGUAAUGUAAAUAUGUAUAUAGUACCAGUAGAAACUCUUUAAGAACAAAUGUAAUUGGAAUUGUGUGUAGGGUUUUCUAUCUUUUAUUGAUUGUAAAUUAGAAAAAUUGCAUGGACCAUGGGUUUUUUCUUAAGCUGAGGUUUAGGAGGAAACUAGCUGCAUGUUUGUUUAAACAGGCUCGAUAAAGCCACCGACCUGUCGAAGUAUUCCUUUACUUCAGAGUUUAGUGCAGUAAAUGAUGUAAUUAAUGUGUUUAUUUUGUACAAUAUUUUUUUAGACUUAUUUACGUGGUCUUCAUUGUAUUUUCAUGGACAUUUUUUCGGAAACUGAAAGGGUACUUUGUUUUACAUUUUCAGUGGGUUACUAUCAAAAUGAACGGACCUUAUGCUGUUGAAUGUACCCAAACUAAGUGCCUUCAGACUUUAUUAGGCUGACUGAACAAAAUGUUAAAGGCACUACAGCAUACAGUAUGUACAGUUUCAAACACAUUUCUUUUGAUAUCUUCACUUUUUAACAGUGUAUGUACUCUGUAAGUGUGUAUAAAAUGAGUUUUUGAGAAAAAUGUAAUAUAAUGCCACUGCUAUGUAAUAUAUUUUGGACAUUUCAAUACAACAGUACAGUGUCUUGAAA
Messenger RNA from Plectropomus leopardus (leopard coralgrouper), 4317 nucleotides. RefSeq names its product sodium-dependent neutral amino acid transporter B(0)AT2-like. Gene Ontology annotation, cellular component: plasma membrane. Gene Ontology annotation, biological process: nitrogen compound transport; sodium ion transmembrane transport; amino acid transport. Lineage: Eukaryota; Metazoa; Chordata; Actinopteri; Perciformes; Serranidae. The record is from RefSeq and is a predicted model, not a curated record.